AUGUUCAAGUCCGUUCUCACGUCGGCCUUCUUCGCGGCUACCGCUCUGGCAGCGAGCCGUAUGACUGCUCCUGCUGGAGCUAUUGUCGUUGCCAAGUCUGGUGGUGAUUAUACCACGAUCAGCGAUGCUGUCGGCAACCUGAGCACCACCGCUACCACUACGCAGAGUAUCUUCAUCGAGAAGGGUACCUAUGAUGAGCAGGUCUACAUCCCCUCGAUGAAGGGAGAGCUGCUCAUCUACGGUCAGACGGAGGACACCACCACCUACGAAAAGAACCUUGUCAAGGUUACUCACAACAUCAAGUUGGCUGAUGUUGAGAAUGAUGACCACACCGCUACCGUCCGAAACCACGCCGAGAACUCGUCCGUUUACAACCUGAACUUCGAGAACAGCUGUGGUCAGGUCUGCCACCAGGCUUUGGCCGUCAGCGCCUACGGCGAGAACCAGGGAUACUACGGUUGCAAGUUUAUCGGAUACCAGGACACUCUCCUCGCUCAGUCCGGAAACCAGAUCUACGCUAAGUCCCUUAUCCAGGGUGCUGUUGACUUCAUCUUUGGCCAAAGCGCUCGCGCCUGGUUCCACCAGUGUGACAUCCGAGUCGUCGAGGGUCCCUCGGCUGCCCACAUCACUGCCAACGGUCGCCGAUCCGAGUCCGACGAGUCCUACUACGUGAUCCACAAGUCGACCGUUGAGGCCGCCGACGGCGACUCCGUCAAGGCCGGAACUUACUACCUUGGCCGUCCCUGGUCCGAGUAUGCCCGUGUUGUCUUCCAGAAGACCUCUAUGUCCGAUGUGAUCAACUCCGCCGGCUGGGCUGAAUGGUCCGACGCGAGCCCCAACACCGACAACGUCACCUAUGCCGAGUAUGGUAACACCGGAAAGGGUGCCAAGGGUGACCGUGUCAGCUUCUCCCACAAGCUCGACGAGGCGAUCUCCAUCUCCGAGAUCCUGGGUGCUGAUUGGCAGAGCUGGGUUGACACCAGCUAUGUCCUUUAA
Molecule: messenger RNA, 996 nt
Organism: Aspergillus steynii IBT 23096
Lineage: Eukaryota; Fungi; Ascomycota; Eurotiomycetes; Eurotiales; Aspergillaceae
Product: putative pectinesterase precursor
Exons: 7
Coding region: 1-996 (331 amino acids)
Biological process (GO): cell wall modification
Molecular function (GO): pectinesterase activity
Source: RefSeq, a predicted model, not a curated record